CCGGAAGUAAAAGUGGAUGGUAAACAAAAAUGCAUUUUCCAGAGACCAAAUAGACUAUAUCUGCAAAUAAUAUGUGACUGAAUGCCAAAUAUGUGGUUGCAGACUGGACUUGAACAUUGAUUUUCUGCUUGUCUGCAAGUCCAGACAAAAUGGCAGACACUAAAAAGCUAGGCACUGCGAAAAGAGAAGAAGAUUCACAAGCCAAAAAGGAUAAGACACUUGCUCUUAUAGAAGACAAAGAUGAUUUCAUUCACCGUUUCCGUACACUUUACAACUCUGAGAUCUUCAGUGACAUUGUACUUGUGGUUGGAGACAAUAGGUUCUAUGCUCACAAAAUUAUGCUUGUCACAGCAAGUGAAGUUUUUGAAGCUAUGCUUAGCGAAGCAAGGUGGCAGGAAUCAAAUCAAACGGAGGUGUGUCUUACAGAGGAUGAAGAAUGUGUGUCAGUGUUCCCAGACUUUCUGAAGUAUAUCUAUAGUGGUUCAGUGGAGCUAACAACAUCCAUGGUCCACAAGUUACUGAUCCUAGCCGACAAGUAUGGUAUACAUGUCCUUCAUAAAACCUGUGUGGAGUACAUGUCUCGUCACAUCGUCACAUCACCCGACACUAAUCGCACACUCACCUGGUACCACUAUGCCAAGGUAACCAACGGCCAGCACUUACAGGAGAAAUGUUUAGCCUUCAUCCUGUCAAAUUUCAGCAUUAUCCAGAAGGCUCCUGAUUGGUUAGAUUUGACUGUAUCAGUCAUGGUGGAAUUUUUGCAGAGUUCUGAAAUUGUUGUGGAGGGUGAGUACCAACUGUGGAUGGAGGUUGAGCGAUGGAUAAAGGCUGUGCAAGAUCCAGAUAUUGUGCUAGAGAAGUUAAAAGCAGUUCUUCCUCAUAUGAGAUUCACCAUGAUGGCCCCAGCUGAUCUCCUCAAGGUAGAGAAUUCGGAUCUAUAUAAUGACUACACUGAGUUGUUUGGAAACCGGCUGAUGAAGGCUUACCGAGGUCAUUCACUUCAUACAAGUGAUCUUAUGAGUCACACUCGUGAGGAGCCCUACCGUAAUUACCACCACAAAUUGUACCGUAUUUGUGAUGAACUCAAGCUCCGUAGCUACAUGGACACACCAAAGACUGAAAGCCAGCUUGUCACAAGUAUGUUAGUGCCCAUACAUUUAAAGCCUUUCCCUAUAGAGGUGGGAGAUGGUAGCAUUGUGUCCUUUGAUGUUGCCUUUUAUCCUCAAGGAUUCUACCAGGCACAUCCACUGUAUGGAAUGUAUAUGUCGCGUCAGAAUGAUAAUACUGUACUGAAUGUCUCCCGCACGUGUUCAUCAUCCCAGCACAUUGUCGACUUAGAUGUCACCCUAGUCAUAUAUGCCUACCGAGAAAACAUGAAGUACAUUGCCCACAGCUGUAGGAUAUCACACCAGUUCAAUAAUAAGUCCCGUCAUUGUAAGGUGGAAAAUGUUAUCCCUGUUGAACACUUUAAAUCUAAGAAGUCGCCAUAUCUAGUCGGCAAAAAUUUUGAAGCAAAAAUUUUCCUGAAGAUUCAAAACAUUCAGCUGGAUGAAAAGGAGAAGAAAGAGUAAUGAUAAAAAAUCAUGAAACAUUCUAUAGAUAA
Pecten maximus is the source of this 1603-nucleotide messenger RNA. RefSeq names its product BTB/POZ domain-containing protein 17-like. Gene Ontology annotation, molecular function: protein binding. The transcript is spliced from 4 exons. The record is from RefSeq and is a predicted model, not a curated record. The coding region runs from base 150 to 1571 and encodes 473 amino acids. Lineage: Eukaryota; Metazoa; Mollusca; Bivalvia; Pectinida; Pectinidae.